Neomonachus schauinslandi (Hawaiian monk seal) is the source of this 2521-nucleotide messenger RNA. RefSeq names its product dihydrouridine synthase 1 like (gene DUS1L). Bases 538 to 2232 code for a protein of 564 amino acids. The transcript is spliced from 14 exons. The record is from RefSeq and is a predicted model, not a curated record. Lineage: Eukaryota; Metazoa; Chordata; Mammalia; Carnivora; Phocidae. Gene Ontology annotation, molecular function: tRNA dihydrouridine synthase activity; flavin adenine dinucleotide binding. Gene Ontology annotation, biological process: tRNA processing.
GCGGUGGGGGUGGAACUUGCGGCCCUUUUAGGAGACAGAGGCGGGAGCUCAGAGUGGAAAGCGGGCGCCGGCCGGCCGGGCCUCGGCGCCCGCGGUCGACGCGUCACCCUCCGCCGCCCGAGCGCGCUGGGGCGGGGCCCAGCCGACCUCUGGCCUCUGGCCUCUGACCUCCGACCUCGCGGGGCGGGGCACCUCCGCGGCCGGGCGCGGUUUCCCGGGGACGCGUUUCCCGCCGCACCGCGGGCCGCCCGGACCGCCCUGGCGGAGGCACCUUCCGGCGGCCUCGGCGCGGAGCCCUGGGCCGGGCGGCGGCCCCGGCGUGGCGGCCUGCGGUCACCGAGGGAGCCCCCGCCGCGCCCUGGCUCCCAGAGGCCCGGCGGCGGUCCGGGAGGAGCCCGGGCCUGGGCGCAGGCUGCCCUGGAGCGGCCUCGAGGAGGGUAGCGCGUCCUCUGGCUUCGAUCCUGCGCUUGCGUGGACGCCCCGCCGCUGCGGCCACCGGUGGCUGAGCCCUUGGUCUCCCCCUUCAGUGUGGAGGCGAUGCCAAAGCUGCAGGGCUUCGAGUUCUGGAGCCGCACCCUGGGCGGGGCUCGCCACGUGGUGGCGCCCAUGGUGGACCAGAGUGAGCUGGCCUGGAGGCUGCUGAGCCGCCGACACGGGGCCCAGCUCUGCUACACCCCCAUGCUACACGCCCAGGUCUUCGUCCGCGAUGCCAACUAUCGGAAGGAGAACCUGUACUGCGAAGUGUGCCCCGAGGACCGGCCUCUCAUUGUGCAGUUCUGUGCCAAUGACCCAGAGGUGUUUGUCCAGGCGGCUCUCCUGGCUCAGGAUUACUGUGAUGCCAUUGACCUGAAUUUGGGUUGCCCACAGAUGAUAGCCAAGCGAGGUCACUACGGUGCCUUCCUGCAGGAGGAGUGGGACCUGCUGCAGAGAAUGAUUCUGCUGGCGCACGAGAAACUCUCUGUCCCUGUCACGUGCAAAAUCCGAGUCUUCCCGGAGAUUGACAAGACCGUGAAGUACGCCCAGAUGCUGGAGAAAGCUGGCUGCCAGCCUCAAGGUCGGGUUGGUGCCCGCCCGCCCGUCCCUGACACGUUUGGAGCCGGGGUGCUGCCACUUCCGGGAAGACCGGCCCAUGAACGGGCUGGGCCUGUCCGCUCUGCAUGCUGCGUGGAUCCAUGGGACAUGGCAGCCCCGGGCAGCAACCCACCAGUUGCAACCCAGGGGACUGGGGGGCAGGCACCGCGUGAGCCAGGCCCGGGGUUCGGUUUGGGGUCUGCGGCCACGAGCAGGGUGGAGCCGUGCACCACUGUGUUCCAGUUGCUGACCGUGCAUGGGCGCACCAAGGAGCAGAAGGGGCCCUUGUCGGGCACUGCGUCCUGGGAGCACAUCAAGGCCGUGCGGAAGGCAGUGGCCAUCCCUGUGUUUGCCAACGGGAACAUCCAGAGCCUGCGGGACGUGGAGCGUUGCAUCCAGGACACGGGAGUCCAGGGGGUCAUGAGUGCAGAGGGCAACCUGCACAACCCCGCCCUGUUUGAGGGCCGCAGCCCUGCCGUGUGGGAGCUGGCCGAGGAGUACCUGGACAUCGUGCAGCACUACCGCUGCCCGCUGUCCUACGUCCGGGCGCACCUCUUCAAGCUGUGGCACCACACGCUGCAGGUGCAUCAGCAGCUCCGGGAGGAGCUCGCCAAAGUGAAGACCCUGGAAGGUGUUGCGGCUGUGAACCAGGAGCUGAAGCUGCGGUGUCAGGAGGAUAUAUCCAGGCAGGAGGAGGGAGAGAAGCCCUCUGGCGGCUUGCCUUUCUUCCACUGGAUCUGCCAGCCCUACUUACGGCCAGGGCCCAGGGAAGGGAGCAAGGAGAACGGGGGUGCCCGCAGCAAGCGGGCCCUGGAGGAGGAGGAGGGCGGCACAGACGUGCUAUCCAAGAACAAGCAGAAGAAGCAGCUGAGGAACCCCCACAAGACCUUCGAUCCCUCGCUGAAGCCAAAAUACGCAAAGUGUGAUCAGUGUGGAAACCCAAAGGGAAACAGAUGUGUGUUCAAUCUGUGCCGGGGCUGCUGUAAGAAGCGAGCUUUCAGAGAGGCUGCAGACUGCCCAGGUCACGGAUUGCUUUUUAAAACCAAAUUGGAGAAGUCUCUGGCCUGGAAGGGGGCCCAGUCCCGGCUGCAGGAGCCUCAGCCAGCAGGAUCUGGGGAGCCAGGCAGCCUUCCCGAGGUUGUGGGCAGUGCCCUGGCCUGAGGGGCCGCUGGAGCCCGACGCACUGCCCCACCAGGCCCCAGGACUGUUGCUGAGACCUCAACAUGUCCCACUUGAGGAAAUGCCUUUACUCAGGGAAUCUCCCGCCUCUCAACACAGAAGGAUGAGCUGGUCUUCCCCUCGGCCCUACGCUGGGAGCCCGGAAAUGCUGCACCAGGGAGCAGGCUCCCAGGCUGGACCUGCCCCCUCCUUGCAACGUGUGUUCAAAAGUGAACAAUAAACCCUUUCAACAAUGAUGCAUGUUUAGAGAGCCGGAGACGGUAUGUGAAGG